AUGGUUUCUGAUACGAGUAAACCGGUAACGGGAGGAGGUACCGAAGAGCAAGUCUUAGGUGACUUCAAAAUUUCUGACGACCUUUUUGCCUUCUCCAUUUCCCCGGCUGAGUUUCUCACUUCUCGACCACAGAUUCACAACCUCAUAGCUGGCACUAUUGUUUUUCGAUCUCUGUUUGCCGCUCCUAGCGGUCCCAAUCUUGAAACGCUCUUGAUCCAACGAGCUGCCUCAGACUCAUUCGCCCUCAAAUGGGAGAUCCCAGCGGGAACCGCAGAUCUCACGGCUGAUACUAGCAUAGCUGGUGUUGCGGUUCGGGAACUUUGGGAGGAGACUCAACUGCGAACACGGAAGCUAACCCACUCGGUUGGGUUGGGCCUCCCUGAUGACGUUUCUUAUCUGACAUUGGAGGGGGAAGCUGAAGAUGCAAGGAUGGAUCCUGAUUUGAAUAUCUUCUUAUUGAGGGUUUCAGGUCUCACUUGGGCAAUAGUAACCUUCAUAGCCGACAUAGAAGAUAAUCAUGGAGCAGUAACUCUGCGGCCGGAUGAACACCUGGCGUGGGCCUGGGUUUCUGAGGAUGAAGUUAAGGAGGGACGAUUUCGUCACGGCACAGGACAGAAUCUGGAAUUUGUGAGCGAAGCUAUGAGAAUGAUUGUGCUGGAGGGUUUCAGAGUAAAAAAGGAACAGGGAACGGCACAAAAAUGA
This is a messenger RNA of Clonostachys solani, 702 nucleotides long. Lineage: Eukaryota; Fungi; Ascomycota; Sordariomycetes; Hypocreales; Bionectriaceae. The record is from the annotation of a GenBank genome assembly.